Molecule: messenger RNA, 513 nt
Organism: Zasmidium cellare ATCC 36951
Lineage: Eukaryota; Fungi; Ascomycota; Dothideomycetes; Mycosphaerellales; Mycosphaerellaceae
Exons: 2
Coding region: 1-513 (170 amino acids)
Biological process (GO): L-methylmalonyl-CoA metabolic process
Molecular function (GO): methylmalonyl-CoA epimerase activity
Source: RefSeq, a predicted model, not a curated record
AUGCAGACUCCUUCAAAGCACCCAUACAACAAUCAGAACUUCAAUACGAAUCACAUUGGCGUCUCAGUGCCACCCGGAACUCUCGAAGAGGUAGUGGAGUGGUAUGGCAAGCAUCUCGGCUUCCGUCGCCUGACGAGCUCGAGUCACGAAAUGGGUCCAGGCGGUAAAAUCUACGGUUCUACCCUCCGCAAGGCCAAGGUCGCCUAUCUGACCACCGGCAACGGCGUAGGCUUUGAGAUCUUCGAAUUUAUUGACCCUCCCACGAAAGCCGUAGACAUGAACGAGUGGAGCCUCGAGGAGCAAUACCAGCGCGGCGGCAUGUUCCACCUUGCCAUCACAGUGCCGGACCCGGAUCGAGUAUGUAAGGAGUGUUGUGACGAUGGAGCCACACAGAUCGGAGAGACUAUUGAGGAAAGGAACGGCGAGAAGUUGCUCUAUCUCCGAGAUCCUUGGGGCAUGAUUGUCGAAUUGCUGAGUUGUAGUUGGGAACAGAUGAACGCGAAUGCAUGGUAG